This is a messenger RNA of Oncorhynchus masou masou (cherry salmon), 6174 nucleotides long. It is a transcript of the gene rragd, whose product is annotated as ras-related GTP binding D. Gene Ontology annotation, biological process: negative regulation of autophagy; cellular response to starvation. The record is from RefSeq and is a predicted model, not a curated record. Bases 94 to 1338 code for a protein of 414 amino acids. Lineage: Eukaryota; Metazoa; Chordata; Actinopteri; Salmoniformes; Salmonidae. Gene Ontology annotation, molecular function: GTP binding; GTPase activity. The transcript has 8 exons. Gene Ontology annotation, cellular component: nucleus; Gtr1-Gtr2 GTPase complex; lysosome.
GUUCAUAAUGGUUUGCACAUAUCAGGUGACAAUGCUGUGGAAAAGUUGGUCAGCGUCUGUGGUUUAGCCUAACCAACAGAGACAUUUAAGAAAAUGACCAGCAGCAGCGAGGGGGUUUCGAAGUACACCGAGGUCGAAGACGAAGAAACAUUGGCGAUUGGUUAUUACGAUGACGACGACGACGAUUUUGAUACAUUCACAGACGGGAAUCUGGACUGUAGCUGUGAAGACGGAGGUGGUUUCAGUGACCCCCUCAGUGGGGAGGUGAAGCCCAGGAUCCUCCUCAUGGGUCUAAGGCGUAGCGGCAAGUCUUCCAUCCAAAAAGUGGUGUUCCACAAGAUGUCCCCCAACGAGACCCUGUUUCUGGAGAGCACCAAUAAGAUCUGCAGAGAGGACGUGUCCAACAGUUCCUUCGUCAGCUUCCAGAUUUGGGACUUCCCUGGACAGAUCGACUUCUUUGACCCCACCUUUGACUACGAGAUGAUCUUCAGAGGAACAGGGGCCCUCAUCUUCGUCAUCGACUCACAGGAUGACUAUGUGGAGGCGCUGAGUCGGCUCCACCUCACAGUAACCAGGGCCUACAAGGUCAACCCAGAAAUCAACUUUGAGGUGUUUAUCCACAAGGUGGAUGGGCUGUCGGACGACGCUAAGAUCGAGAAGCAGAGGGACAUACACAAACGGGCCAAUGACGACCUGGCUGACGCUGGCUUGGAGAAGAUACAUCUAAGUCUUUACCUGACCAGCAUCUAUGACCACUCCAUAUUUGAGGCCUUCAGCAAAGUGGUGCAGAAACUCAUCCCUCAGCUGCCCACUCUAGAGAACUUGCUCAACAUCUUCAUAUCUAACUCGGGCAUAGAGAAGGCUUUUCUGUUUGACGUGGUCAGUAAGAUCUACAUCGCCACAGACAGCAGUCCAGUGGACAUGCAGACCUACGAGCUGUGCUGCGACAUGAUCGAUGUGGUCAUAGACAUCUCCUGCAUCUACGGGCUGACGGAGGAAGAGGCAGGUCAGCCCUAUGAUAAAGAGUCCAUGGCCAUCAUCCACCUGAACAACACCACCGUCAUGUACCUGAAGGAGGUCACGAAGUUCCUGGCUCUGGUCUGCUUCCUCCGAGAGGAGAGCUUUGAGAGGAAAGGACUAAUUGACUACAACUUUCACUGUUUUAAGAAUGCUAUUCAGGAGGUGUUUGAUGUACGAGUGAAGGUGCAGAAAAACAGAAAGCUACUCAGCCAGAGGAGGUGGAGCAAACAGGCCUCAAUUGAGUCCUCAGCAGCCAGCACUGAACGCCGCCCCAUUGGUGGCAUCACAUGUCAAUCAACCAUCUUUAAAUCAACAUAAAAUAAAGAGGAGGUGAUAUGUGAAGGGCUGUGGGCUGUAUGGCCCCAAACACACUCAGGUUGUACAACUGCUGUACAACACAUUUGGCACAACGUUUGUGAUACAACAGAGAGUUAAAAAAAAAACACAAUAGUAAACAUUUUUGUGCAAGUGCAGGUCUUCACGACUGUUCAACAAUCACUUAUGGUUGCAUUUCAACCAUACAAACCAGCAGAUAUAGGAUCUUAAUUUGAUCACCCUUUUCUUGCUGAGAACAUGAUAAUUCACAUUUCCUGUUACAGAAAGAUUACUUUCCUGCUUUAGCAAACUGCCUCAAAUUAAGAUCUUACAUCUGUAUAACUUGGGCCAGAAGUUUUUGUCUAAUCAUACAAGACCUGACCCGGAAAUAUAUAUAUAUAUAUAUAAUUACCACAUUUGUUACAGAUGACCUGUAUGUUGAGUGUCAGCCCAUAGCAGGGCAUGCUGAAGUUGUAUCAUUUUUUUUUUUUUUACAAGUAAGGGCCUGUAAUGUCAUCUAAUAUUGUCACUAAUAAUAGUACAUGGUCAUAGUCAAAGUAAUAUGGAUGGGCCUUUUGAAUACUGUAGAAGUAGGAUGGACACUGAAAUCACCUUGGCUGCAUCCCACAUGGUACCCUAUUCCGUUUAUAGUGUGUAAGCCCCAUAGGUCUCUGGUCAAAUGUAGUUGACUAUAUAGGGAAUUGGACGUCAUUUGAGAUGCAGCUAUGAUCUUUAUGGAAGCAGCCCACCAAAGGAACAGAUUGUAAGAACAGAUGUUCAUAAAGCUACCAGUCCAGGUUCAAAUACUAUUUGAAAUCAUUUCAAUCAUUUCUGUACUUGACUUACACUAUACAGUGCGGGAGUUUGCCCACUGACAAAGAAAUGAUCCGUCUAUAAUUUUAAUGGUAGGUUUAUUUGAACAGUGAGAGACAGAAUAACAACAACAAUAUCCAGAAAAAUACUUGUCAAAAAUGUUAUAAAUGGAUUUGCAUUUUAAUGAGGGAAAUAAGUAUUUGACCCUUCUGUAAAACAUGACUUAGUACUUGGUGGCAAAACCCUUUUUGGCAAUCACAGAGGUCAGACGUUUCUUGUAGUUGGCCACCAGGUUUGCACACAUCUCAGAAGGGAUUUUGUCCCACUCCUCUUUGCAGAUCUUCUCCAAGUCAUUAAGGUUUCGAGGCUGAUGUUUGGCAACUCGAACCUUCAGCUCCCUCCACAGAUUAUCUAUGGCAUUAAGGUCUGGAGACUGGCUAGGCCCCUCCAGGACCUUAAUGUGCUUCUUCUUGAGCCACUCCUUUGUUGCCUUGGCCGUGUGUUUUGGGUCAUUGUCAUGCUGGAAUACCCAUCCACGACCCAUUUUCAACGCCCUGGCUGAGGGAAGGAGGUUCUCACCCAAGAUUUGACGGUACAUGGUCCCGUCCAUCAUCCCUUUGAUGCGGUGAAGUUGUCCUGUCCCCUUAGCAGAAAAACACUCCCAAAGCAUAUUGUUUCCACCUCCAUGUUUGACAGUGGGGAUGGUGUUCUUGGGGUCAUAGGCAGCAUUCCUCCUCCUCCAAACACGGCAAGUUGAGUUGAUGUCAAAGAGCUUCAUUUUGGUCUCAUCUGACCACAACACGUUCACCCAGUUGUCCUCUGAAUCAUUCAGAUGCUCAUUGGCAAACUUCAGACGGGCAAACUUCAGACAUGUAUAUCUGCUUUCUUGAGCAGGGGUACCUUGCCGGCGCUGCAGGAUUUCAGUCCUUCAUGACAUAGUGUGUUACCAAUUGUUUUCUUGGCGACUAUGGUCCCAGCUGCCUUGAGAUCAUUGACAAGAUCCUCCCGUUGUUAUGACUUCUACAAAUGGUGCGGUGGAGGAGUCAAACGCAGAGAGCAGGUAAUGUCGUACGUGUAUCUAUUUAUUCCAACGACAGCGGAGACAUGGACAUGCCAACACUAGGGUGUAAGAAACCACCCGUCCAAAAUAAACAGGACUAAAACUGUCCGGAAAAUAAUGAGGAAUACACUUCUACACCAACACUAAAAUAACAGAACAAGCCCACACAAAUACCCAGCGGGCCUAGUGCCCUUAAAUAGCCUACAAACAAACUAACUCAAAACAGGUGUACCCAAUUAAACCCAAUAAACAGAAACAAACGGAAAGGGAAUCGAUGGCAGCUAAUAGGUCGGCAACGACGACCGCCGAGCGCCGCCCGAACAGGAAGAGGCACCAUCUUCGGCGAUAUUCGUGACACCUGUGUAGUUCUGGGCUGAUUCCUCACCGUUCCCAUAAUCAUUGCAACUCCACAAGGUGAGAUCUUGUAUGGAGCCCCAGGCCGAAGGAGAAUUACAGUUCUUUUGUCUUUCUUCCAUUAGCGAAUAAUCGCACCAACUGUUGUCACCUUCUCACCAAGCUGCUUGUCGAUGGUCUUGUAGCCCAUUCCAGCCUUGUGUAGGUCUACAAUCUUGUCCCUGACAUCCUUGGAGAGCUCUUUGGUCUUGGCCAUAGUGGAGAGUUUGGAAUCUGAUUGAUUGAUUGCUUCUCUGGACAGGUGUCUUUUAUAUAGGUAACAAAUUUGUUAUAUAGGUAACAAACUGAGAUUAGUAGCACUCCCUUUAAGAGUGUGUAUAUACAAAAGUAUGUGGAAACCCCUUCAAAUUAGUGGAUUCAGCUAUUUCAGCCACACCCAUUGCUGCCAGGUGUAUAAAAUCAAGCACACUGCCAUGCGAUCUCUAUAGACAAACAUCGGCAGUAGAUUGGCCUUACUGAAGCGCACAUAGACUUUCAACGUGGCACCGUCAUAGGAUGCCACCUUUCCAACAAGUCAGUUCAUCAAAUUUCUGCCCAGCUACCCCGGUUAACUGUAAGUGCUGUUAUUGUGAAGUGGAAAUGUCUAGGAGCAACAAUGGCUCAGCUGCGAAGUGGUAGGCCACACAAGUUCACAGAACAGGACCGCCGAGUGCUGAAGCGCGCAGCGCGUAAAAGUAAUCCGUCCUCAGUUGCAACACUCACUGCCGAGUUCCAAACUGACUCUGGAAGCAACAUCGGCACAAAAACUGUUCGUCCGGUGCUUCAUGAAAUGGGUUUCCAUGGCCGAGCAGCCAUAAACAAGCCUAAGAUCACCAUGCGCAAUGCCAAGCGUCGGCUGGUGUGGUGUAAAACUCACCGCCAUUGGACUCUGGAGCAGUGGAAACGCGUUCUCUGGAGUGAUGACUCAUGCUUCUCCGUCUGGCAGUCUGAAAGACUAAUUUGGGUUUGGUGGAUGGCAGGCGAACACUACCUGCCCAAAUACACAUUGCCAACUGUAAAGUUUGGUGGAGGAGGAAUAAUGGGCUGGGGCUGUUUUUCAUGGUUCAGGCUAGGCCCCUUAGUUCCAGAUAUCUUACCGCUACAGCAUGCAAUUACAUUCUAGACAAUUCUGUGCUUCCAACUUGCAACAGUUUGGGGAAGGCUGUUCCUGUUUCAGUAUGACAAUGCCCCCAUUCACAAAGCGAAUACACAAAUAGUUUGACAAGAUCAGUGUGUAAGAAAUUGACUGGCCUUCACAGAGCCCCGACCUCAACCCUAUUGAACACCUUUGGGAUGAAUUGGAACACUGACUGUGAGCCAGGCACCCAACAUUAGUGCCUGAGCUAACUAACGCUCUUGUGACUGAAUGGAAGCCCCCACAGCAAUGUUCCAACAUCUAUUGGAAAGCCAUCCCAGAAGAGUGGAGACUGUUAUAGCAGCAAAGGGGGGACUAACCCCAUAUUAAUGCCCCUGAGUUUGGAAUGAGAUGUUCGACGAGCGGUUGUCCACAUACUUUUGGCCAAGUAGUGUAGCUUGCCUGUUGCAAUGGAACCAAUAGAAAAGUUCAGUUGUGCAAACCCUGCCCACCUGGCACCAUGCAAACUCUCAUUUACAUUUACAUUUAAGUCAUUUGGCAGACGCUCUUAUCCAGAGCGACUUACAAAUUGGUGAAUUCACCUUAUGACAUCCAGUGGAACAGCCACUUUACAAUAGUGCAUCUAAAUAAUUUAAGGGGGGGGGGGUGAGAAGGAUUACUUUAUCCUAUCCUAGGUAUUCCUUAAAGAGGUGGGGUUUCAGGUGUCUCCGGAAGUAUUUGAAAGAUGUCAAAUAGUAUUUGAACUCAGGUCUGAAAGAUAAGAGAAGAGAAAGAAGAGUCUCAGAAUGUCAGCUAACUGAAUGUCAAUAACUUUAUGUUUUUAAAAGGUGCUUUAUUACGUUUUUCAGGUACAGUGCGAAGGCAAGAUCAAAGAUAGCAAUAAGGGUUGUUCAAUAUAACUAUGUUCCCAUCCUUAUAGCUAUGUUUAUCAUCUGUAAUAUUAACUGUACAUCACAUUUAACUGUAACACUCCCAUUCAAAUAGUAUGAUACUAUAACUUUAUUGUAAAUGUAUAUGGAAAUACAUUCUGUAAGGUCAGCAUACAAAAUACACAAAUAAAUACUCUAUAAAACAGCUAUUCAAAAAUGCUGUAUUGCAUUAUGUAUGUAUUAUUAUAGUGUAUUGAUUUUGUGUAGCCAAUGCAAACGUAUCUCUUUCCAUGCUUUAUACAAGAUAACAUAUGUCAAUUCUAGGAACACCAAAUCUAAAUGUGCUAGCAAUUACAAUCGACAGUUUGAAUCAAUUGUGGUGUCUCAAAGUUGUUUAAUCACGGCAUCAAAACUACUAUUUUAGCAAUGCUAGAACGUUCUACUAACACCUUGUUGACUUUGACAAGCAAUUUGCUCUUGAAGCCUGUCUGCUUUCAAAACCAAUUAUUUUGACCCAUACUUGUAUUACUUUACUACUUUACUGAAACAUUUAAUUUAUUUUAAAGUUCUAUUUAUUUAUUUUGUUCCUCAAUAAAAUAAGAUUUGUU